Messenger RNA from Mytilus californianus (California mussel), 1975 nucleotides. RefSeq names its product adhesive plaque matrix protein 2-like. The coding region runs from base 705 to 1592 and encodes 295 amino acids. Lineage: Eukaryota; Metazoa; Mollusca; Bivalvia; Mytilida; Mytilidae. The record is from RefSeq and is a predicted model, not a curated record. Gene Ontology annotation, molecular function: calcium ion binding. The transcript has 9 exons. Gene Ontology annotation, biological process: heterophilic cell-cell adhesion; establishment or maintenance of epithelial cell apical/basal polarity. Gene Ontology annotation, cellular component: plasma membrane; protein-containing complex.
CACCACACAUCAUUUUAAAUGAAGCUGACUAUUACCCUAUGCCAUAAAAGUCAAGAACGUUGCAGAGAAGCUGCAUAAUUUCUAAAUUUCUUUUGACAUCCAUCUUCUCAAAAGAAUUUGCAAUUUUGAGAUUAAAGAUAAUCAUAACUAACAAUUAAUCUGAUUGCGAUUUUAUUUAUCAUUGAUAAAUAAUUUAAAGGUCAUUUUGGUAUCGAUGAAGAUAGCCCAGUAGUCGGCACUUCGGUGUUGACAUGAAUAUCAAUUAUAUGGUCAUUUUUAUAAAUUUACUGUUUGCAGAAGUAUGAAUUAUUCGAAAUACUAAGGAUUUUCUUAUCCCAGGCAUAGAUUACUUUAGCCGUAUUUGGCAUAACUUUUUGGAAUUUUGGGUCCUCAAUGCUCUUUAACUUUAUACUUGUUUAGCUUUCUAACUAUUUUGAUCUGAGCGUCACUGAUGAGUCUGGCGUAUCAAAUUAUAAGCCUGGUACCUUUGAUAACUAUAGUUUUACUUACAGGAAAGAAAACAAUAUUCUUUAAUCUGAAGGCACAGCACUUAUCAGAACAACAAUUGAAGUUCUUCUUUUAAUAAAUAAACCAAGUAGUAACCCAUCAAUCUAAUUAGUUGAUCUUUAAUCAUUGAAUGUUAUUUUUAAUGGAUUUUGUUUUAAUACCAUGAAAUACAUGUACAUGUAUACUGUAAUCUGAUCAUGUACAUUCGACAGGAUGAAGAUGCUUGCUGGCCAAACACUUGUCCACCCAAAACUAGAUGUAUUGUUGGCUAUGGAAACCUAAACAUUUGUGUACAAUUUGAAACACCAUGUGACAAUAAUCAGUGUAUAAAUGGUGCCGUAUGUAUCAACUCUGUGAAAGACUAUAGCUGUCGCUGCCAACCUGGAUACCAUGGAAAGUACUGCCAAUUAACGCCAUGUUCAACUGGUCCAUGUCAGAAUGAGGGAACAUGUACUUUCUCAGGACCAAUUUAUACUUGUACAUGUAAACCUGGAUAUUACGGAAGGAAUUGCCAGUUUACGCCGUGUUCAGUGGGUCCAUGUCAGAAUGGAGGAACAUGUAGUGUCUCUGGAUCAAUUUAUUCUUGUGCAUGUACACUUGGAUAUUACGGAACGAAUUGCGAGUUGAAUGCAUGUUUACCGAGCCACUGUCAGAAUGGUGGUACGUGUACUCCGACUGGCGGAUCGAAUUACGAAUGUGCUUGUCUAUUCGGAUGGUAUGGGUCAAAUUGUAACAUAAAUCCUUGUUUACCUAACCCUUGUAUCAACGGCGGAACUUGUCAUCCAACCGGAAUUUCUUCUCAUACAUGCUCAUGUUUGUCAGGAUGGUAUGAAUCUAACUGCAAUGUAAAUCCUUGUUUACCAAAUCCCUGUAACCACGGAACUUGCCAUCCAACCGGAAGUUCAAGUCAUACAUGCUCAUGUUCGUUUGGGUGGUAUGGAACUAACUGCGAUUCAAACGCAUGCUCACCCAACCUGUGUCUCAACGGUGGUAGUUGUUCACCUACUGGAGGAUCAAAUUACAACUGCGAUUGUAAAAACGGAUGGUCUGGAUCAACUUGUGAAAAAAGAAAAACGAUUUUGUAAAUCCUGUAACAUUGACAAAGCAUGCACUGACACUGUGUCUUCUUCAUAUAAAUUCACCUUACAACCAAGUUACAUGUAUACUGGACCAACUUGCCUCGGAUUCGAAGGAAUAAAUUAAUUGCCUGCAACAUGAUGGAGCUAUUAUAUUUGAAAAAGAAAUUUAGUUUUACAAUUUGAACCUUCAUUGUAUUUGACAAGCUAGUAGAUCCUUCUGAAAGAACCUUAGUCGAUUGAAUAUCUUAAAUUCAAAUUUAUAAAGUAUAAAAUGUUGAACAUGUUGAACAAUACUGUAAACCAACUAAUUUUCGCGAGUGAUUUAUUUUCGCGAGUUUCGCGAGUAGAAAAAUAACGCAAAUAUAAAUCGUCGCGAAUAUGUAAAACUU